Molecule: messenger RNA, 2097 nt
Organism: Pogona vitticeps (central bearded dragon)
Lineage: Eukaryota; Metazoa; Chordata; Lepidosauria; Squamata; Agamidae
Product: cytochrome P450 4B1
Molecular function (GO): heme binding; monooxygenase activity; iron ion binding
Source: RefSeq, a predicted model, not a curated record
GCACAAGCCAAGGCCAGCGAGGUUCUGGAUGGUUUCCUUCUGAGCCGGGGAGGACUGAAAUCCACGCGAUGCAAUCGGACCGUUUUCUUUCUUGCCUCUCCACGUCAGGCGCGGGGAGACCGAUCUCUCCGCGCAAGGUGGGGCAGCUGAAGACUUUGGGGUUUGUUUGUUUAUUUAUUUAUUUAACCCGUUCCCUGCUGAAAAGCAUCUCCCUCCCUCCCUCCGUUAGUCGUGGGUGCCUCCCCGGUCCCGCUGCCUCCCGUGCUCUUCCUUUCCUUUUGGAAAGACAGCCAUCGGGGGCUUUCCCCGGCGUUGGCCGAGGGCCUUUUCUGCAAGCCUUCCUCCGCCCCCCGAGGGAGCUGCCUGCUGUAUAGACUGAGCCCCGGCGCUUCCUUUCCGCGGGAGAACCCUGCCGGUCGCCGGGAAGGCAGCCGCCGCCUGCCGCCGCCGCCUCCUCCUCCUCCUCGGAACCCCUUUCCUUGCUCCUCCUUGCCGUGCCCACCAUGGAUCUGUCCCGCCUUUGGCACCUGGCUGGCGUCUUCUGUCUGACCUGCCUUCUGAUCAAAGCCAUCCAGCUGCGUCGCCGGAGGCAGGAGCUCCUGAAAACGCUGAGCAGCUUCCCGGGGCCCCCGGCUCACUGGCUGUAUGGCCACAUCUUUCAGCUUUUACCCUUUUCUGGGGUGUUCAAGAAGACAGAGAUCUGGGCUCGUCAAUAUCCAUUUGCCUUCCCACUAUGGUAUGGGAGGUACUCUGCAUGUUUGAUAGUCACACACCCAGAAUAUGCAAAAACCUUGCUUGCUAGAACAGAUCCAAAGGACAGUAUAACCUAUCGGAAUAUUAUCCCAUGGAUUGGAAAAGGCUUGCUGGUCUCACAUGGACCAAAAUGGUCAAAGCACCGAAAGCUGCUGACUCCAGGUUUCCACUAUAAUAUUUUGAAACCAUACGUGGCACUGAUGGCAGAGUCUACAAAAGUGAUGUUGGAUAAAUGGGAACAGCUGAUCACACAGGAGAAAUCAGUGGAGCUCUUUGAACAUGUGAGCUUGAUGACACUUGACAACAUCAUGAAAUGUGCCUUCAGUUAUAACAGCAAUUGCCAAAUGGGCAGGGAAAAUUCCUACAUCCAAGCUGUCUUUGAACUUUGCUCCUUAGCAUUUUCCAGAAUGCAUUCCAUCCUGGGCCAGAGUGAUCUGACGUAUUGGUUCACUCCUGAGGCAUAUCGUUUUCGAAAGGCUUGCCAAGUGGCCCAUCUUCAUACAGAUAAGAUAAUUAAGGAGAGAAAGGAGUCACUGGGAGAUGAGGAGGAACUCCAGAAGAUCCAGCAGAAGAGGCACUUGGACUUUCUUGACAUCCUUCUCUGUGCCAAAGAUGAAAAUGGUGUCAGACUGUCAGACGAAGAUGUACGUGCUGAGGUAGACACUUUCAUGUUUGAAGGCCACGAUACCACAGCCAGUGGGAUCUCCUGGCUGUUCUAUUGCCUUGCACAGAACCCAGAACAUCAGCAGAAAUGUAGGGAGGAGAUAAGGUCCAUUCUGGGGGACCGUGACACGAUUCACUGGGAUGAUCUUAGCAAUAUGACCUAUUGCACAUUAUGCAUUAAAGAGAGUCUCCGCCUCUACCCUCCAGUUCCGGGAAUUUCUCGAGAACUUAGCAAACCUAUUACAUUUUUUGAUGGACGGACUUUACCUGAAGGUUCUUGGGUUGGGAUAAGCAUUCGUAACGUACAUAGGAGCCCCAGCAUAUGGAAUGAUCCAGAGGUGUUUGACCCUCAGAGGUUUUCUCCAGAGAAUAUAUCCAACAAAAACUCACAUGCAUUCCUGCCUUUCUCUGCUGGCCCAAGGAACUGCAUCGGGCAGCAGUUUGCCAUGAAUGAGAUGAAAGUGGCCCUUGCCUUGACCUUAUUUCGAUUUGAACUUUUGCCUGAUUCUUCAAAGCCCCCACCCAUUCCCAUCCCACAGAUUGUCAUGCGUUCUGAGAAUGGGAUAUACCUUUGUUUGAAGAAACUGAUGUGAAUCAAACUGUCUGAUGGAAAAAGGAAGAACUUCAUAUACUGUGUGAUGUGAUUGGUUUGGUGCCUCAAUAAAAUGAUCUGAGAACAAA